AUCACAUGUAUGUCCAAGGAACAACUGACUCAACCUGGUGUAAGUAUUUUCCGGGCACACUCAAAGGAGUAGCCUCUAAGUGGUUCGAGAGACUUCCAGCCGGAACUAUUCGCUCUUUUUCGGAGCUCGAGCUAUUGUUCUCUACUCGGUUCAUGGCUCACAAGGAAGAGAAGAAGACGAGCAUGCAUCUGAGUAGGAUUCAGCAAGGGAAGGACGAGUCCCUGAGGAGUUAUGUGAAGAGAUUCAAUCUAGAGGCAGGGCAAAUUCCGGAUUUGCCAGAUGGUGUUGCAUUCGAUAACUUCAUUCGAGGGCUUAAAAAGGGCUCUUUCAAGUUUGAUCUGGUAAAGAAAAGCGUCCGAACAAUGGCAGAAGUGUUGGAUGAGGCGGAGGCCUUCAUUCAUGCAACAGAGAUUUGCAGCGUCCCGAAAGACCCCAGAGGAAGUGAUACCGCCGAGCUAGCGGCAAAAAAGGAGAAAUUUGAAAAGAAGAACCGGCCUAACGGGACGUGGGCUAUUGCAAAAGAAUCAGACAGGGCCCCCAGAGCGGCAGGUCAGAAACGGCCCAGAACUUAUGAUCGGGAGCGAUUCGAGUAUAACACAGACAUGUACACAAUCCUGAUGGACGUCGGGUCCAAAUAUGACAUUGAUCGUCCAUUUCCCAUGAAGUCACCACCAGAAAGUAGGGACCCCAAACUGUACUGUCACUUUCACAGUGACAUUGGGCAUGACACCAAUGAAUGUAAGAGCUUGAAAAGGGCAUUGGACGGCCUAGCCACCAAGGGGUUCUUAAAAAGUUAUAUCAGCAGGAACACGGGAGGUUCUGGCAAACCCUUCUACAAGAAAAACAAAUCCCCUCCCUCGGAGGAAGAUGGGAAUCGUACCGACCCAGAGUGCGUGGCAGUCAUCUCAUGAGGAUUGGCCGCCGGCGGGCCGACCAUGAGGGGCCAGAAGGAUUAUGCCAAGCGAUUGGGGCAAGUGAUGCUGUCCGGCAAGGCCACAGUUGACCCGUUUCCAAAAGUUGAAAUCGGCGAGGCCGACCGUGGGAAAAUCUCCACCCCGCAUGACGAUCCUUUGGUAAUUGAGUUAAAAGUUGCUAACCUAAGGGUUAGGCGUAUUUUGGUUGAUACAGGAAGUUCGUCGGACAUAAUUAGUCUAGAGUGCUUGAAUCGGCUGCAACAUGAUCCCUCGAAAAUUGAGAAAAUCCACUAUCCCAUUAUAGGCUUCGGAGGUAGUGUCAUCCACCCAGUCGGCAUAAUUACCCUUCCUCUGAGGAUGGGAAAUAAAAAGGAAUCUCGGCAAAUGGAUGUCCGUUUUCUCAUAGUGAAAGAUCUGGCGGCAUAUAACAUCAUCUUGGGGCGUCCCACGUUGAACAGGGCAAAGGCUGUCAUUGUGACUCAUCUGAUGCUUCUUAAGUUCAUUUGUGACGAUGGGAGCGUCAGCACUAUACAUGGUGACCAGCAACAAGCUAGAGAUUGCUACCUAACCACCUUGAGUCCAGAAGCAUGGGGGACGGGUGAAGAGAAAGGGACGUCGAGCAACAAACGAAAAUGUGGCGACACGCAACCCAAGGUCGUCAAAGAAACAUUAACUAUCUCAGCAUGGAGGCUGAUGGAGGCUGGGUUCGUCAUGCUUCACGGUGGACGAAAUGCCGGGUAUUGACCCUGCUGUGGCCGUCCAUAAGCUGAAUGUGGACCCAAACUUUAAACCGGUUCGUCAGAAGAAAAGGAACCAUGGGGAAGAUAGAAAUCAGGCGGCAGCCGCGGAAAUACAGAAGUUGAUGGAGGCUGGGUUCGUCAGGCCUAGUCAGUACCCCGACUGGGUUGCUAACGUGGUACUCGUCAAAAAACCUAAUGGUACCUGGAGAAUGUGUGUUGAUUACACCAACCUCAAUAAGGCAUGUCCAAAGUACAGUUUCCCAUUGCCCAAGAUUGACCGGCACUAGUGGAAAAAACCCCUGUUGUAGCCCCCUUGUUGAGGGGGGCAUAUAUAAGCGAGCCACAAUAACCACUUAGUUAACGCGGGUCAAAUGUUUAACUAACAGGUUGGGGCGGGCUUUUGUGGUAUUCGCUUCUAUAGAGCCAGUUGAAGGGGGCUUUUAUUUGCCCGCCUCAAUAGACACCCGUCUAAAGGGGCGGGCUUCCCUUUGUUCGCUUCAACAGGUCUUCACAAAAUUUUAAACACUUAAAACACGUACAACGCUAUGACCGCCAAACAGAUAAGAUUUUAGAAUCCUUUCAAAUCUCUAUUCCAACGCAUCACCGGCGAGUUCGCACCGCUCCUCACCGCGCGGCUCCACAGCCACCACCACCUUCCUCGCCUCCUCUUCCAUAGUACGUAGUUGCCCCCGACCGUCGUCUUUCCUAUCUCCGACUUUGUUUCACGCAAUCUGUCAAGGCACUUGAUAAAUCGCAGCUUGGAGCCCUUCUUCGUCAAAGAGGCGAAAAGCUUGAUUCACCAGUGCUUGAAAAUGGGGAAAAUUGGAGUGUGGGACAACGAAAACUUGUUUCAUUGGGCCGUGCUUUGCUUAAGCAGGCAAGAAUACUUGUUCUUGAUGAAGCCACUGCUUCUGUUGAUACAGCGACAGAUAAUCUUAUCCAGACUCUAAUAAGGGCAGAGUUCAGGGACUGCACAGUUGUGAUGAUAGCACACAGAAUACCAACAGUUAUGGAUAGUGAUUUUGUGUUGGUCCUCAGUGACGUGUGCUCAACAAGUCGGCGCCCGCGAGUGUGGCUAUUACAUUAUGAAGUUCAUGCAUGAAAUAGUCACGUUACACCAUAACUCUGAUGAGCGGUUAGAUAAUGCUUACACUCCAAGAAAUGCGCCUUAUACCGAUGAGGAAAUAGAUGUGGUUCGUGAGCAAUGGGCUAAGUUUUUUACAACCGAGUAUUUAUUUACUUAGGUUGUUUAGACACAAAGAUGGAAGCGUUUAUAUCUUCAUGGAUUUGCUUGUUUUGAGUACUGGAAGCGGUGUUAAUGGUUUCACUCUAGAUCCAUCUCCUUGGAGAGUAUAUUUUAACUCAUCCAGACAUCAAGGGAUCGAGUCGAUUGGAAGAAAUUCAACACUGCCUUAAUUAAGGUUUAUAAUGCAUGAUCUAAAGGGAGCUAAGUGGCCGGAUUAGAGAAAUUUGUUAGACUAGCUCUCUAGCCUUUUGUCUUUAUUUGUUAAUAUUAGUUGUAAUUUGUUAGACUAGCUAGGUGUUUAAAAUUGCAAACGUACGUACUAUACGCUUGGGUUACUAUAAAUGAAGUUAAUGUAAUGAUUUAUUUAUUAAAAAUAAGCAGAUUCAUACCUUUGCUA
Molecule: messenger RNA, 3297 nt
Organism: Spinacia oleracea (spinach)
Lineage: Eukaryota; Viridiplantae; Streptophyta; Magnoliopsida; Caryophyllales; Amaranthaceae
Exons: 7
Coding region: 6-911 (301 amino acids)
Source: RefSeq, a predicted model, not a curated record